AUGGGCGAUGGGUGGCUGCCUCCGGACUGCGGCCCCCAGAACCGCUCCGUGGCCGGGGUGACGGCCGUGCCGCCCGGGAGCAGACAGCUGCCCGCCGCCGAGCUGUCGCAGCAGUGGGCUGUGGGCAUGAGCCUGCUGAUGGCCCUGGUGGUGCUGCUCAUCGUGGCCGGGAACGUGCUGGUGAUCGCGGCCAUCGGGAGGACGCAGCGGCUGCAGACCCUCACCAACCUGUUUAUCACCUCGCUGGCCUGCGCCGACCUGGUGAUGGGGCUGCUGGUGGUGCCCUUCGGGGCCACGCUGGUGGUGCGGGGCACCUGGCUUUGGGGGUCGUUCCUGUGCGAGUGCUGGACCUCGCUGGACGUGCUCUGCGUGACGGCCAGCAUCGAGACCCUGUGCGUCAUCGCCAUCGACCGCUACCUGGCCAUCACCUCGCCUUUCCGCUACCAGAGCCUCAUGACCAAGGGUCGGGCCAAGGGCAUCAUCUGCACCGUCUGGGCCAUCUCUGCCCUGGUCUCCUUCUUGCCCAUCAUGAUGCACUGGUGGCGGGAUGACGACCCUCAGGCGCUGGAGUGCUACCAGGAUCCGGGCUGCUGCGACUUCGUCACCAACAGGGCUUACGCCAUCGCCUCGUCCAUCAUUUCUUUCUACAUCCCCCUUCUCAUCAUGAUCUUUGUGUACCUGCGGGUGUACAGAGAGGCCAAGGAGCAGAUGAGGAAGAUCGAUAGGUGCGAGGGCCGGUUCUACGGCAGCCAGGAGCAGCCGCAGACGCCCCUGCCCGCUCACCCUCACCACCAGCCCAUCCUCGGCAACGGCCGGGCCAGCAAGCGAAAGACCUCCCGCAUCAUGGCCAUGAAGGAGCAGAAAGCCCUCAAGACUUUGGGCAUCAUCAUGGGGGUGUUCACCCUCUGCUGGCUCCCCUUCUUCCUGGUGAACAUCGUCAACGUCUUCAACAGGGACCUGGUGCCGGACUGGCUCUUCGUUUUCUUCAACUGGCUGGGCUACGCCAACUCCGCGUUCAACCCCAUCAUCUACUGCCGCAGCCCCGACUUUCGGAAGGCCUUCAAGAGGCUGCUGUGCUGCCGCCGGAAAGCCGACCGGUGGCUGCAGGGCGGCGGCGGGGAGCUGGCCCGGCUGCCCGGGGGCUUCAUCAGCACCGUGGGCUCCCCGGAGCGCAGCCUGGCCGGGACCUGGUCCGACUGCAACGGGGGCACUCGGGGCGGCAGCGAGUCCAGCCUGGAGGAGAGACAUAGCAAAGCCUCCGACUCGGAGUCCAAGGUAUAG
This is a messenger RNA of Melospiza georgiana, 1281 nucleotides long. RefSeq names its product adrenoceptor beta 1 (gene ADRB1). Bases 1 to 1281 code for a protein of 426 amino acids. Gene Ontology annotation, cellular component: membrane. Gene Ontology annotation, molecular function: beta1-adrenergic receptor activity. The record is from RefSeq and is a predicted model, not a curated record. The transcript has a single exon. Lineage: Eukaryota; Metazoa; Chordata; Aves; Passeriformes; Passerellidae. Gene Ontology annotation, biological process: norepinephrine-epinephrine-mediated vasodilation involved in regulation of systemic arterial blood pressure; positive regulation of heart rate by epinephrine-norepinephrine; adenylate cyclase-activating adrenergic receptor signaling pathway.